Molecule: messenger RNA, 1074 nt
Organism: Alternaria atra
Lineage: Eukaryota; Fungi; Ascomycota; Dothideomycetes; Pleosporales; Pleosporaceae
Exons: 3
Coding region: 1-1074 (357 amino acids)
Source: RefSeq, a predicted model, not a curated record
AUGUACUUCACUGCCACUUCUUUUGCGCUUGCCGCCUUGGUCUCCACUGUGCAUUCGCACGCAGCUAUCUUGGCCGCCGUUGGAGAUUCUGGAGAGAGUCAAGGUUUCUUGGUUGAUCCUGCAAUUGCCCGCAACUGCACCACCAUCUCUCCUUGCCAACAGGAUGCUACCAUCAUCCGUGACUCCGAGAUCACACAAAACAUUGUCAACGCAUGCGGAAGAACCGAGAUUGCCGGCAACAUCGACAUCGGCGAGCAAACCGAGAACGAGCUUGCAGCUGGUCGUAUGGCUCAAGUGUCUUCUGGCUCCAUGCUGGCUGUCACUAUCCAUCAAGUCAACGCCGAUGGCGCUGGUCCGUUCGAGUGCGACAUGGACGAGACUAGCAACGCCGUGACCACCUUCACACCCUUGAAGGUAUCCAACAACAUUCCCGGUAGCUUCGGUCUCUCUCAGGCCAAGGAGAAGGACUUUGUUAUCAACGUCCAGAUGCCCGACAACUUCAACUGUCUUGGUGCCUCAACUGGAAACAUCUGCACUAUUCGAUGCCGCAACAACGCUAUUGCCGGUCCUUUCGGUGGAUGCUUCGCCGUUCAGCAGACUGACGGAACUGGUCGUACCAAUGAGAGCGCUUCUGCUGUCGACACCGCUCAGACACUUGAGGGUAUCUCUGCACAAAUCCUGCAAAACAAGAAGGAUCUUCCUGCUGCCAUCGCAGCGAACCAGGCUGCUGGUGCUGCUGGUGGUAACGAGGGUGCCAGUGCCAUUUCCGCUCUUGUUCCCGAUGCGACUCAGGCUCCUAACGCUGGAAAUGGCAACAACAACGCUGGCAACAACGGCAACCAGAACGGCAACCAAGGCCAGGGUCUGGGCCAGGGUCAAGGCAACGGUCGUCAAAACCAAGGUCAGCAGAACCAAGGCCAAGCCCAGAACGGUCAGGGCCAAGGUCAAGGUCAGGGUCAAGGCAAUGGUCGCCAAAACCAGGGUCAGGGUCAAGGCCGGGGCCAGGGCCAAGGCGGUCAAGGCAACGGUCGCGGCGGCAACAGGUUCAAGCGCGCUCUCAAGUUCUUGAGCUAA